Chlorella variabilis is the source of this 1521-nucleotide messenger RNA. Its product is annotated as expressed protein. Gene Ontology annotation, biological process: positive regulation of transcription by RNA polymerase II. The transcript has 7 exons. NCBI's taxonomy places the organism in Eukaryota, Viridiplantae, Chlorophyta, Trebouxiophyceae, Chlorellales, Chlorellaceae. Gene Ontology annotation, cellular component: nucleus. The record is from RefSeq and is a predicted model, not a curated record. Bases 1 to 1521 code for a protein of 506 amino acids. Gene Ontology annotation, molecular function: transcription cis-regulatory region binding; protein binding.
AUGAGCGGGCCACUCAGCUUCAUCGACGGCAGCUCCUGCAGCACCUGCAGCGCCGCCGCGGGCAGCUCCCGCGCCACGGCCUGCGCCUACCCCGAGCUGCAGGCGGUGGUGCGGGACGCGCCACGCAGCUUCUCGCCCGCCGCCGCGCGCAGCCCCUUCACCGCCUUCCCCUGCCAGCUGGCCCCGCUGCACCUGGCCUCGGCGCUGGGACGGGACGGGUGCGUGAGGGCGCUGCUGGAGGCAGGCGCCAGCCCUUUUGUGUGGACCCGGCCCCCGCCGCCCGCCGCACCUGCCGGCGGAGGCGGGGCCGAGGGCGGGGCCGCGGCUGCCGCGGCCGGGGCCGACGCCGGCGACGAUGACGAUCACUUCAGCUCCUACGAGGGGGUGUGCUCUUCUGGCGUGUACCAGUCCCUCAAGCAGCUUCUACCCAGCUCCUCCGAGUUCCCCUACACCUUCACCCUGGCCCAGCAGCUGCUGCGCACGCCCUGCAGCCCACUGUUGCUGGCGGUGCGGUUUGGGCGCCUGGCAGCCGCGCAGGCGCUGCUGGAGGCCAUGGAGGGAGGCAGAGCCGCCGCAGACGCAGCCGCAGCCGCAGCAGCCGCUGGGGGCGGCGUGGAGGAGCGCGGCGGCGCCGACGGCAGCGCCAGCGGCGGCGGCGAUGGCGACGCCGCACCCGAUCUAGUCCUCACCCCUUCUUUCGCUACGGCCAGUGCCGCCGCCAGCCAGGCCAGCGCCGGCUCGGGCCUCGGCGCCGCCCCCGAGCCCCACGUGGAGCUGCUGCGGCGGCUGCUGGGCGCGGGCGGGAGCGGGUGCGCUCGCCCGCUGCGCCGCCUGCUGCCCGCCAUCCUUGCUCGCUACGACAACUGCAACCCGCAGAGCGGCAUGGCAGACAAGCUGCGGGAGGGCCUGCGUGAGGUUCUGGCGCACGUGCUGCCUCCGGGCGAGGAGGGCGGCGGCAGCGGCGGCGGCGGCUGCGCAUGGCGCGACGGCAUGCCCCCGCCCGCCCCGCCCGCGCUGCGCCAGCUGCUCACCGCGGCGGUGGUGUGCCGCGACGAAGCGCGGUGCGGCGUGCUGCUGGCGGCGCUGGAUGCCAGCUGCCCCGCCCCCUGGGCUGACGUGGCAGCCAACUGCGCGCUGCUGGCCGCCGCCGCCGCGCACGACAUGGCGGGGGUGGUGGAGGGGCUGCUGGCGCGGCCGCCGCCGCCGCCGGGCGACGGCAUGCCGCCGUUCAACGCCAACAUGUGGGGGCCCGACGGCCUCAGCGUGCUGAUGACGGCGGCGCACCGCGGCAGCCUGGCAGCGCUGCAGGCGCUGCUGGCGGCGGGGGCGGCCGUCAACCUGGCGGACGAGAUGGGGUGCACCGCGCUGGGAUGGGGCGUAGUGGGCAAUAGCCAGGAGGCGGUGGUGAUGCUGGCGCAGCACGGCGCCGCCAUCGACCACUUUGGCGUGGUGCACGAGGAGGAGGAGCACCUGGAGCGGGCGCUGCUGACCGCGACGGCCCGCAGGCGGGGCCUCAUUUGA